Messenger RNA from Diospyros lotus (date-plum), 1299 nucleotides. RefSeq names its product heavy metal-associated isoprenylated plant protein 3. The transcript is spliced from 5 exons. Bases 159 to 1079 code for a protein of 306 amino acids. Gene Ontology annotation, molecular function: metal ion binding. NCBI's taxonomy places the organism in Eukaryota, Viridiplantae, Streptophyta, Magnoliopsida, Ericales, Ebenaceae. The record is from RefSeq and is a predicted model, not a curated record.
AACAUGCAUCAUCAUCAUCAUGAUAGCCGCAUCCGCCUACAACGUGCGUUACCAUAGCACCUUCACACGUUCUUCCCACCGCCUCUUUUCUCUCUAUAAAUAAGCCCUCAACUAGACUGCUCUCGACGUAUUUGCUCGCUCGCUUCAACUUCAAAACAAUGGGAGAGAAGAAGACGAAGAACGAAGUUGAAAAAAAGCAAAAGGGCAACAAGAAAAGCGAUGGAGAUGGAGGGAAGAAGGACGACGGCUCGCUCACGGUGGUUUUGAAGGUCGACAUGCAUUGUGAGGGCUGUGCCACCAAGAUUAAAAGGUGUAUUCGAGGCAUUAAAGGUGUUGAAUCCGUGAGAGGAGGCGACGUUGACUCGAAUAAGCUGACGGUGAUAGGAAAAGUGGAUCCUGUGGCGCUUCGCGAGAUGGUUGAGAAGAAGGCGAAGAAGAAGGUCGAACUCAUUUCUCCAUCGCCGAAUAAAGAGAAUGACAACAACGGCAACAAAGACAAGGGCAAGGACAAGGAUGCUGGUGGAGGAGGGGAGAAGAAGACCGGAGAAAAACCAGAGAAAAAGCCAGACGACAAGAAGCCCAAAGAGCCUCCGAUAACCACGGCGGUGAUGAAGAUGAAUCUGCACUGCGAGGGCUGCAUCCAGAAGAUUCGCAAAACCGUCACCAAGACCAAAGGGUACCAGGAUAUGUCCAUUGACGGGCAGAAGAAUCUAGUGACUGUGAAGGGGGCGAUGGACAUGAAUGCAUUGGCCAAGUCACUAUCCGAGAAGAUUAAGAAACCUGUGGAGAUUGUCCCGCCGAAGAAAGAAGGCGGCGGCGGCGGCGGCGGCAGUGAGAAGAAAGAAAAAGGCGGUGGCGGUGAGAAGAAAGAGAAAGGCGGCGAUAAGGGUGAGCCAGCCGUUGGUGGUGGUGGUGGCAACGUUGGCAUCCAGGCGGCGGAGAACAGGGUCCAAUACCUGCAGUACGGAUAUCCGAACCCGUACGUGUACGGGUACGAGUUGGGUUAUUACCCAAUCCAGCAUUUCCAUGCUCCGCAAAUGUUCAGUGAUGAGAACCCGAACGCUUGCUCUAUCAUGUGAGGAUGAUCCGAACCAUGGAGCUCUCUUCUACUAAGUUACUCCUAGGAAAGGGAAGAAGCUGUAAAUAACAAUGCAGAGAUGGGUUUUGGGUGAUGGGUUUGGUUAUGGUCCGUUUAGACUUUGCUCACUUUCCUCCAAUGCCUAGUUGGUAAAGAUUCAAGUUAGUAUUUGUUAAUUGGCCCUUAAUUUUGAAUAUUAGAUUUGGGAUGAAUUUAGUUCA